Molecule: messenger RNA, 1284 nt
Organism: Chironomus riparius
Lineage: Eukaryota; Metazoa; Arthropoda; Insecta; Diptera; Chironomidae
Source: the annotation of a GenBank genome assembly
UUAUAGAAUUUUUAUUAUUUUGUGGUCGAUGUAAUAAGAAAAUAAUGAAGUUCAUUGCAAUAUUAAGUGCUAUACUAGUUGUUACGCUAGCCAGCGAUCAUAAUCAGCAGCAUCAAGCUGGAUGGUUUCGUCAGAACAUUCGAACAAAAACUCAAAUAAGUUCAUCAAGUUCAUCAUCAGAAAGUGACGAACAGUUCCCAAAAAUCUUAAAAACAAAAAUCUACAACUCCGAUCGCUGCAUUCUCGUCCCAGAGCCAACAUCAGAUGAAAUCAAUGAAUAUCAUCAAUGGGCUGAACAACAAGACAAGCAGUACUCAUCCGAAGCUGAAGAGUCAUGCAGGAUGAUUAAUGUCAUUUACAAACUUCGUGACAUUCAUGCACACAACAAGAGAUUCGAUGAAGGCAAAGAGACAUUCAAGAGAGCAUUAAAUCACCUCUCAGACUUGACAAGAAAGGAAUUUAAGACGAAACUUCUGUUAAAGGAAACCCGGGACAAAAUCUUACCACAAAGUAAUGUUCAAAAUCUACCAGAGUUCCCAGAUCCUCGACCAUCAGUUGAUUACAGAAAUGAGAAUUUGGUUAGUCCAGUUGGACAGCAAGGCAGAUGUGGAUGUUGCUGGGCUUGGUCAGCUGCUGCUGUUAUCGAAGGUCAACUUAGAAAAUGUGGAAUUACUUCAGAGUCAGUUUCAACUCAAAACAUGCUUGACUGCGUUGCAAAGACCUACGACGGAUGUGCUGGUGGAAAUCCUUACGAAGCUUUUAGCUAUGAAAAGACUGGAGGAAUUGUAACAGCUGCUAAAUAUCCUUAUGCCGCUAAGCAGAAUCAAUGUGUUUACAACAAAAAUGACAUUAUAGCUUAUGUUGAUCAAUCAUUUAGACACAUUUUUAAGAAAAGUCCACAUGUUGAGCCAUACAUGAGAAAAAUUGUCUCAUCAGUCGGUCCAAUAUCAGCAGUCAUUUAUGCCAAUAAAAAUUUCCAGGAUUACGCAUCCGGUGUCUACUCAUCGACUGACUGCAACAAUUCAUUACCUAACCAUGCUGUAACAAUCGUUGGAUAUGGAACUGACCCUAAUUUUGGUGAUUAUUGGCUUCUGAAGAACAGCUGGAGCAAUAAAUGGGGUGAAAAUGGAUUCGGAAGGGUCGCCCGAGGCAAGAACAUGUGUCUUAUUGAGAGCAGAGUUUAUUAUGCUCAGAUAACGGACCAAAAUAGGAAUGUUUGUAAAUUGUCAUGAGAUAAUGUACUUUGCUGUGAAUGUAUAGCUUGCUCUAAAUGUAAAGCUUGCA